Molecule: messenger RNA, 1743 nt
Organism: Theileria equi strain WA
Lineage: Eukaryota; Apicomplexa; Aconoidasida; Piroplasmida; Theileriidae
Exons: 2
Coding region: 1-1743 (580 amino acids)
Source: RefSeq, a predicted model, not a curated record
AUGGUCACAUGGGAUGUACAUGUAGAUAUCAGCAAGGAUACUGUUGGUCGUAAAGAUGGAGUCUAUAAGAGUGGUAGUAAAUACUACUAUAAAGGUUCCUGCAGGUGUACAAUCACUCUCAGGAAAGAAGUGGAACCGGAAAUAGAUUCUCAACAUGAGGGAAAGGAAAAACUAGAAAAGUAUAAGUUUUAUUACCAUACAAUUCCAGACAAUUGGGAGUGGUGGUUUAUCUAUUAUCAACUUAAGAAGGUUGAGCACAAUGGCGUUGCACAAAGUGGAUUAAAUACAAGAGGUGGUCUUAACAAUUAUAGGGAGGUACGUGUAGUAUACUGGCUAAAUGAUAAGGCUAAUCUCUUCCCAUUAAUUGUUGGUCUGGAUUCAGGUAAUGUAACCUAUUAUAAGCGAAAGAAUGAGACUACCAGCGAGUGGGAAUGGGCUGAUAUUUUGCAUCCAGCGGAUUUAUCAGACUACAAUAGAGUGCUAGGUGAACUCAACACAAAAUUUAAUGAUGUUGUGAUAGUCAAUCUACAUGCUAGAGAUGGACAGAAGUACUGUGGUCAUCCUUCCAAAGAUGAAUUUAAAACUCCUACGAAGGGCUCUGAAAACUGUUUUCAGAAUGAAACCUCCCUUAUUGCCAUAACAGUUUCACAGAUAAAUGGCACAGUUCCUAGUGGCUUUAAAUGUCUUAAGCACUCUCCCUCUGAAAGCAAUAUGAAAAUGAGGGUUUUAAGUACAUACCAUAAGACAUCCUUCAUACAAUUUAAUGAGUCCAUUGUAGCCACAGAAUAUGAAUCCGUAAAUGCUUAUUACACAUCGAGGAGUAGGAAUGCUAAACCUUUGUUAUUAGAGUUGUCAAAUGGAUCGGAUCAAGGACAAGCAUCAAAGCUUUAUACUCUUGGAAAUAAGGGUAAAUGGAUGCCUUCAAACUUAUCCAAAGAUAAUCUUACUCAGGUACUUGAUUACCAAAACUGUACACGAAAUAAUACUGUUGUGGCAAACCUAUCUAACAAGGGAGGUAGAUAUUGUUGCGAUGGAAGUAAUACCCAUACAUUUACUAAACCCUCUAAUAAGAUUACCGGGAUUUACGUUUACUUCUGUAACAAUGAUCCCAGCAAGCCAUUAUUACUAUAUGUGAACAAAGGACCUAGAUAUGGAGGCGCAUGGUUUAAGAGGACUGUUGGAAGUGACACUUGGAUAGACAGUGGUCUGGAUUCUCUGCAAGGCCAGACACCAAGUUCUCCUAGUAUAACGCAAAACAUUGGAGGUAUACUCUACAACAUUUGCAAGAAUCUCAACAUUAACUGUAAACAUAAAGCUAGUGCCUCUCCAGUUCUUGGAGCCCCUCCAGGUGGUCUAGGCUCUGGUGGUUCUAGCGGUUCUGGAGGCAGUAGUGGAGGAUCUGGAUCUUCUGGUGGCGCUAGAGAAGGACAAGGUGCUGGAUUUCAAGGAACUCCUGUAGAACCUGGUGAAAAAGGUGAUAGAGGAUCUGCUGGACCUAAAGGAGAAGCUGGUGAACUGGAAGAAAGGGAUGAACAGGAGGGUGAAGAAGAUGAAGUAGAAAAGGAAGUUGAUGAUGGUACUGAACAGGCUGAUUCACCGGGCAUUGGUCAGCAAAUAGUCGAGUUUUUUAAAUCUCCUGAGAAAAUUGGAACACUAGGAGGCUUUGUUGCACUAGGAACCAUAGUUGGUCUAGUAAAAAAGUUUGGGGGUACUAUACUCUCAUUUAUAAUCGCUCGUCUCUGA